Messenger RNA from Ilex paraguariensis (yerba mate), 941 nucleotides. The record is from the annotation of a GenBank genome assembly. NCBI's taxonomy places the organism in Eukaryota, Viridiplantae, Streptophyta, Magnoliopsida, Aquifoliales, Aquifoliaceae.
ACAUAACAAACCAAAGAGAUCUCCUUAUAAUUCUCCGUAAUGUUUAUUACCAAAAGUAAACCAAGUAUUCGGGUGGUCGUCUGUAAAAUAGCGAUAAGAUGAGAUUGUGCCAUCUACAACAGUAGAGAGAGAUAGAGAUGUCUGCUUCAGCUUCACUAUACUUUCUUCAGAGCACUUGCGCGUAUUCGCAACAGGGGCAGCAUCUUUGGCUCCGUCCGAAUUUGGUGGCACCACGAGCUCGGCCACAGCACCAGUACCAAUACCAGCCUCUGAUUGUUGAAGCCAAGGUCAGAACUAGAAGAGAAGACAGGACUGCCCGCCAUGCUCGUCUCCGAAAGAAGGUUGAAGGGACGACCGAGAGACCCAGACUAUGUGUGUUCCGCUCCAACAAGCAUAUCUAUGUUCAGGUGAUUGAUGAUUCAAAAAUGCAUACACUUGCUGCAGCUUCAACGAUGCAGAAACCCAUCUCCGAGGAGUUCAACACCAGCUCUGGUCCCACCAUCGAUGUGGCGAAAAGAGUGGGGGAGGUAAUUGCAAAGUCAUGUCUUGAGAAAGGCAUCACCAAGGUAGCAUUUGACCGAGGGGGAUACCCUUACCAUGGGCGGAUUGAAGCCCUCGCUGAUGCAGCUCGAGAACACGGUCUGCAGUUUUAGAGCUUGGACAGUGAAUUAUUGUUCCUUGUUAGUUAGUCACCUGUUCCUUUUACUAUGUCUCUCGUGAAAAAUGUGAUGGAAGGAGGCAUGGAUCUGUGGAUUGAUGAAUUGCCAGUUUGAGAGUAUGAUCUUGGCAAGCUUUUAGUUUGUUAUUUUUUUUAACUUGAAAGAAAUUCUGUGAAAGCUUUGUGAUUAGUGUCCGAUCUUUUAAUGUUCAUUAAACUUGAUUAAUGGAUGCUAGUUAUUUAAGCUGUUGUUUUUCAGUUCAAUGUUGGGAAUUGCCGGAGA